This is a messenger RNA of Gossypium raimondii (Peruvian cotton), 1686 nucleotides long. RefSeq lists its product as uncharacterized. Gene Ontology annotation, molecular function: nucleic acid binding. Bases 1 to 1686 code for a protein of 561 amino acids. The transcript has 8 exons. The record is from RefSeq and is a predicted model, not a curated record. Lineage: Eukaryota; Viridiplantae; Streptophyta; Magnoliopsida; Malvales; Malvaceae.
AUGGUUGAGGCUGUGGUCAGAGGGCACAGGACAGAGGUGUCGGUCAUACUGAGGCGAGGAUCCAGUCACUCAUAUAUAGCUAGUACCACAUCUGAAAACUUGGGUAUAUUGGUUGAAAGCACUACGAGUGAGGUCACUGUACUAAGUCUGUUGGGACAAUCAAUAAGGGUUAACAAACUGUUUAGAGAUAUUCCUCUAGAGGUUCAAGGAGUUAUCUUUUUGGCUGAUCUGAUGGGACUGCCUUUUGGGAAAUUUGAUCUGAUACUGGGAAUGGACUGGUUGGUUAUACACCAAUUGGUUCGUAAAGGAUGUGAGGCGUAUCUGGCUUACAUCAGUGUUUCAGAUUCUAGGGACACUUCGGUUAAUGAUAUCAGGACAGUUAUGAAGUUUCUAGAUGUUUUUCUUGAAGAGCUACGUGGGUUACCUCCGAAUCCUGAAGUAGAGUUUGGGAUUGAGUUCCUUCUUGGUACAGCUUCAGUGUCUCUCGCCCUUUAUAAAAUGACACCGAAAGAGCUUGUGGAGCUUAAGGCCCAGAUUCAAGAGCUAUUAGAUCUUGGGUUCAUCUACCCUAGUGUGUCUUCGUGGGGAGUACCGCUAGAGUCUAGAAAGGAGUUUACUGUGUACAGCGAUGCAUCACAUGUUGGUUUGGAAUGUGUAUUGAUGCAAGUGGGUAAGGUGGUAGUGUAUGCGUCUCGCCAGCUUAAAACUCAUGCGGCAAGUUAUUCGACGCAUGACUUAGAGUUGGCCGCAGUGAAGGAGCUAAAUCUUAGGCAACGUAGGUGGAUUGAGCUGCUUAAGGACUACAACUGUACUAUUGAAUACCACCCUGGUAAGGCUAAUGUGGUGGUCGACGCACUGAGCCGUAGAACUAUGACUGACCUGAGGGCGAUGUUUGCUCGCCUCAAUUUAUUUGAUGAUGGUAGCCUGUUGGCCGAACUACAAGUUAAACCGAUAUGGAUAGAACAAAUUAAGGUGACUAUGGACUUCGUUACUGGGUUACCCCUCACACCUACUAAGAAGGAUUCUGUAUGGGUCACCGUGGAUCGAUUGACCAAGUUCGCCCACUUCAUCCCAGUUCGUACUGACUACUCUCUGCAGAAGCUGGCUAAACUUACUGCGUUUCGUCCUCUGACUGACGAUCAGUCAGAGAGGGUGAUUCAGAUACUGGAGGAUAUGUUGAGAAGUUGUGUGAUUAAUUUUCGAGAUAGUUGGGAGGAUUACUUGCAAUUAGCAGAGUUUGCUUAUAACAGUAGCUAUCAGUCUAGCAUUCAGAUGACACCUUACGAGGCUUUAUAUGGUCGUAGGUGUCGCACACCUUCAUGUUGGUCUGAGUUGGGUGAGCGGCGUGUUCUAAGAGCUGAACUAGCUUCUGAUACCGAGGAUAAAUUGAAGUUACCUCUAGAAUUGGAUCGAAUUCACGACGUGUUCAACGUCUCUAUGUUGAGGCACUACCGCUCUGUUUCCACGCAUAUUGUUCUUGUUGAGGAGAUCGAGGUUAGGCUAGAUCUGACCUUUGAAGAGGAGCCAAUUCAGAUUUUAGAGCGUGAUGUAAAUGUUCUAAGAAGAAAAUCCAUCCCGUUGGUUAAGGUUCUGCGGCGUAAUCAUACCACUGAAGAAGCUACAUGGGAACAGGAGGAUGUGAUGCGCCAUCAGUAUCCUCACCUUUUCGGACCAGAUAAAUUUUGA